AGGGAUGGCAGAUGUCAGCUGGGCCAGUGCGCGGUGGGGCAGAGGAGGAGUUGGCAUGCUGCCGCUCUUUUGGAUUUUCAUAGAACUCCCUCCAUCCCUCCUGCAGCCUUUACUCCCCCUCUCCCUGCCAGUCCACAUGUCAGUCCUCUCUCCUCCAUGGCAGUUCCUCCCUUUGUCCCAGGCAGAGCUGGGCCCUCUUUUCUCCAACUCCAGCCCCUUUUCCUUCUCCCAGAGUCUGUUCAUGGUGCCCCCACCUGGCCGGGCCCCCAGACCAGGCCUCCAGGCCUCAUUUGGCCCUUACUCAGUAACGCAGCUCAUAUCAGAGCCUGUCCUCCCUCUCUCUCCCCCUCUGUCCGCCUCUGUCCUCUCCGAGCAUGUGGAGAGAGAGAGGGAUGAGGGAGGACAGGAGAAGUUCAAGGUGAGGACGCUGUUCCACAAGCGGGGCGACACGAGCACCCGAGGGACCUGCAUCACCCUGCAUGCCUUCAAGGAGACAGAAGAGCACAAGGCCUUCUGUGUCACACAGCCUCCUCUAGGGCUGUGUGUGGUAACUCUGACACUGCCUAGUGACUGGUUCAAGAAACAACACGCCAACCAGUCACGUCAGGAUGUGGACAAGUGGUACAUUCACUCUCGUCGCCGGGUGCAGAAGCGGCAAUGGCAACAGGGCGGACAUUAUCAUGGCCCCAUGAGAAACCAAAUACAGCUUUACUACUCCUCCAUUGACACCAUGGACGACCGAGGGCUGACGCCACAAGGAUGUGUAGAGGACACACAGGCUCAGUCCCAGAGGCAGCUUUUCCACAUCAAAGCAGUGACACUGAAGGAGGAGGAAGAGAAAGAAAGAGAGGAGAGCAGGAUCAAACAAGAAGAAACCUGUUUGAAUGGGCAGGAAGAGGAGGAGCUUAGCUUGGACUCCAAUGUGGUGAUUCGCUAUCACAGGGGCCCGGUCCUGAUAGGACAGCCACUCAGGGUGUCUGUGAAUCUGAGAGCCAACUUUAGCUCUGACUUUGUCAUCAUAAGGCUGAAGGUGAAGAAGGGCUUGGUGUCGAUGGUGGCCCAGAGAACUCUGACCUCUGACCUGUGGGCUGUGACCCUGGAGAAAAGCCAAGGCUCCAAACACGAUGUGGUGUCCAUCCUCUGCCACAAACACAGCACACCCAAGCACACACACAACCCCACUCUCCUCCAGCAGGUGGUGUGUCUGUCAGUGGAUGGCCUGAGGCAGAGCUUUGGUGUUGCAAUGGCGGUGCCUGCUAACUGGUGGGUGGAGUACUCCGGGCAUAGUAAACCCCUAUUGCCACGCAGGGAAGCGAUGAGCAUCUUCUCAUUCGCUGAUCGACACAUCUUUGGAAUCGCUCCCAUAACAGAGAGUAACACGAUCAUCAACACGGCCAUACUGACGAACCAGCCGGUGUCACUUCCUGUCAUCGUGCUGGCCAUAAGUCGUGAUGGGAAGGUGUCGGAUGUCACCUCUGCAGUCACGUGUCACUCCACCAAUGAAAACACUAUCAAGGUGUCCAGCGAUUGCUCCACCCUCUUCGUGGAUGGCAGCGAAUCAGGAUUGGGUAAUACCUGUGCAGUGGUGGAGUUUCUACUGGGCACGCUCCAUGGCUCUGUUUGUCUGGAGGUGUGGGCUCCUUCAGUGCCCCUGCGAGUUUCCUUGGCAGACCCUGUUCUCAAUGCCAUUGAUGGCUGGAACCACUUCACAGAGAAAGGGUGUGUGCCAGUGUAUCAGCGCUCCUCAAUCCAGGUCCUGACUCAGUUCACAGCUCAGGACUCCCGCAGCAGACCCACAUAUCUCCUGGGCUCAUCUGAUUGGUUUGUGGAUGUUACCGAGCUGGUCAUUAAAUUAAUGAGAAUAGAAGACCCUCGAGUGGCUUCCCUCGACACCCAGAACAACCUGAUUGGUUUACGACCAGGAAAGACAUCACUCCAUAUCAUCUCUGAGCAGUGGGAUGGUGUGCUGGGCAGAUGUGACAUCACUGUGACCUCCGACCCCGUCACCCCCGGGGAUCUGUCUGUACAGCUGGUCAGCGGACUUGGCAUGUCAGUGGCGGCAAGCCCCGCCCACCCUUCCAUCAUCACAACAACAGUGACAGCCUACAACAUCCUGUACAACCAUCACCAGGAGGCGUCCAUAAGCGUCUGGCUCCAGUUCAGUGACGACACAGCCUCCCUCCUUUCCUCCUUCAGCGACCUUCCCUUUUUCCUGCGUCUCUCCUCAUUGGCUGAGACCGUGGUUGUGGUGACGCCUGGUCCCAGCCAACGCAUCUUUGCCCAGGGCGAUGGAGGCGGGCCCUUACUACGUGCAGAACUUUUGGUUUCGAUCUGUGCUGACCAGCCAAUCACCUCCAACUCUAUCAGUGAAGGAGACGGGGAUUGGGUGGACAACCGAGGAGGAGGAGGAAGCGGGACUAGGAGGCUGGCGAGAGGAUCUGGUUGGAUAAGAGUCAACCUAGACUUGGGCUUCCUGCAGUCAGUUGGGGACAAGAAUGAGGAGGAUGAGGUGUUUGAGUUUGACAUUUCAGACACACUGGUGGAGUCCGACAGCGAUAUCUAUGUGUCGAACUUUGACGAGGACGAAAGUGGGAAUGUAAGCAGUGACUACUACGACAAAAUGAGCGGGAAGAUGACUAACAGGAACUGGAACGAGAUGGGGAAUGGAGGGAUGGUCAGUCAGAAUAAUCUUGAAAGAGCUGUGCUGAUGCCUAGCCAGGAGGAGGGCGCUGUGUACUUCUCCCCGAGCCAGGAGAAUGGAAGAGAGAGGAAGUUGGAGGAGGAGGAAGGGCAGGGAGCUCGAGAGCUGGAGGUCGGCAUGGGCGCUGUCCUCUCUCUGCUCUGCCUCUCUGCUGUCCUCUUCCUGGCAAACUGUCUGCCCUGCGCCCUGCGAGACAGGAGGAGGGCUACAAAAGGCGAGGAGAGGGAAGGAGAACUAGAGCAAGGCGCAAAGGAACAAGAGGAGGAGGAGAGGAAGAAGACAGAGGUAAAGGACAGGGGGGCAGAAGAGAGGAAGAAAGCAGAAGACAAGAUAAAGCAGCAGCAGGAGGAGUACAAUAAAGUUAAAGAAGUAGAGAUCAUUUGCUGAUAUAUGUACAGGCCGGUCUCAGUGUCGCAAUCUGUCCUCACUUUGAUAGAAUGAUCACAAGGAACACGAAGCAGAGUCAUUGUUGCAUUAUAACAGUGAGCUAGUUUGCAGCAAAAACAAUGUGUGUGAUCUGUAUUCUGGGUUCCAGCUGAAACAUACCAGCCCAUUUCAGUCCAUCCAGUCUUUAUUCAGUCCAUUUAUCCAGUCUUUAUUCAGUCCAUCUAUCCAGCCUUUAUUCAGUCCAUCUAUCCAGCCUUUAUUCAGUCCAUCCAAGUAGUGUGUUUUGGUCCAUGUAUUAUCAGUGGUUAGUUACACACAUCAAUGGAAUUUAUCGAUAUUUAAUUGCUUCUGUUGAACAAAUCGGACCUUAAAGGAGUCAGUUUUCAGGAAUUGAUAUUCAGCCUCACUGACAGAUAUAAAACUGAUCAUGCUUUGUAAAAUCUUCACAGCCCCUAUGAGGGCAGCCAGCGUACCAUACAGUGUAAAUAUGUUGAAUAAUUACUUUGUAUUUAGAAACUAUAUGUUUAACUCUAAACCUGAAUGUUUUAUUUUCAGAAUAUGUCACACACAGUUUUUCACACCUUUUUUCAAAACGGUUAACAGAUGUUGUGUUGUGUUUAACCGUGUUAAACAAAAAUAAAACAUCUAUUGACAGCUGAUAGAAAUGACUUGUUAUGAAUCUCUAAUGCAUCUAUUUGAAACUUCUUUGCACAACUCUUCAAUCAGCAGUCAGUCCUUAUCCAUUGAUAAAAGCUGCCACCUCUGUGUUGCUGUUUGCAAGCAUGGAUCGAAGAGGUCAAAGACACCUGAGGGGAGAGGCCAUGAAGGUAGGGCCUGAGGAAGAGGAGUUUGCAGUCACUCACAGACUAUUUAUAGGGCGGCCAUGCUGUUAUGUUUCAGUCAAAAAGAAUGAUGUGAAAA
Messenger RNA from Morone saxatilis (striped sea-bass), 4009 nucleotides. RefSeq names its product transmembrane protein 132A (gene tmem132a). The record is from RefSeq and is a predicted model, not a curated record. The coding region runs from base 5 to 3088 and encodes 1027 amino acids. Lineage: Eukaryota; Metazoa; Chordata; Actinopteri; Moronidae. The transcript has 13 exons.